Coffea arabica (coffee) is the source of this 1302-nucleotide messenger RNA. RefSeq lists its product as uncharacterized. Gene Ontology annotation, cellular component: nucleus. Lineage: Eukaryota; Viridiplantae; Streptophyta; Magnoliopsida; Gentianales; Rubiaceae. The record is from RefSeq and is a predicted model, not a curated record.
CCCAAAACUAAGGCCAUAAUCGGAUACACUUUUAAGUUUUAUCAGCUAAAAGACCCAAGACAAGGAAACCUUAGAGGGUUUUCUGAAGUUUGAUUGACUGGAAUCAAAUCAAAUUCGUCAGUAGAUUUGUGGUCUUCCGAAACCCAAAAAAAAAAAGUGUGAGGAGGAAGGGAGGGAGGGAGGGAAGGAAGGAAGAUGGCGGACGACGACCAUUUGCCUCCCCAGAUCAGGCUCGUCAAUUUCGUCUCUGAAGAACAGUUGGAAGAAGCCAGGAGAAGUAGGGGGUCUCGCAUCGACGAUGGAACUGCCCAGAGAGAUAGGUCCCUCUACGAGAUCCUCAAGGAGAAUAAAGACAGAAAAGAUGCAGAAUUCAAUGAGCGUUUCAAGCAUAGACCUCCCAAAGCAUUGGAUGAAGAUGAGACUGAGUUUCUCGAUAAAUUAGAGAUGUCAAGGAGAGAAUAUGAACGCCAAGUGGCAGAUGAAGAAGCACUGCAGCUGCAAAGAUUUCAAGCGGCUGUGGCAGCACAAUGUGAUGUUCAUGAGCUAAAGGAGACGCCUUCUGCUCCCAAAGUACAGACAAUAAGGAUGAAGUAAUUUUAUCAAAUACAGAAGAUCACUUACAAAUCAACCUGGGGAAAGAUAUAUAAGAUCAAUUUGGGGAUGAGAUUUAUGAUGCAUAUGCACUUGUCAAGCUCCAGACAGAAGAUAGGGAACUUUUACUGAAUCUUAAAUCUUAAUCACUUGGGGUAGGUUUUUUUUUUAUUGUGUUGGGUUGGCCCAAUUUAUCCAAAGCUUAUCUAGUUCUAAGAGCUAUAAGUUAUCCAAGUGAAUUCGGGAGUCUUCGGGUGCCAUGAGAUAGCAUAUCUUAGGUUCAAUGUUAUCUGGACUGGCUAAUAUAUGGAAUGAAAACUUUGGAUGAGUUGAGAUCAAUGGAAGUGCCAAAGAAUGGGAAGAUUCUGGAAAGCCUUUAUUCAACUUCAGUCCAUGAAAGAUUGACUCCUCUGGUUUCCAGAUGGGGGUGGCACUAGACUAAUUGCACAAAUCUUGAUGGUGAAGCCGCUAAUUGAGUUGAAAAGUUUCUCUGGCAUUUUUUAUUAACUAAAGCACUCUAGUUAGUCUAUAAACACAAUACUAGCAGUCAUCUUGUGGCAAAAUGAGGCCCAAGUUAUGCUACUGAAAUUAGUACUGCUGCAAACUCUGCCUGCAUUAAAUGAUGCCAUGCUUCAGAAAGUUUGGUUAAAGGAGGAUAGGCAACUCCGUUUGUAUAGCUGAAUUCUUGAUGUAAUGAUCAUUUUUCGGUGU